Messenger RNA from Pyricularia oryzae 70-15, 5114 nucleotides. RefSeq names its product phospholipid-transporting ATPase 1. The transcript has 2 exons. Gene Ontology annotation, cellular component: plasma membrane. Lineage: Eukaryota; Fungi; Ascomycota; Sordariomycetes; Magnaporthales; Pyriculariaceae. Gene Ontology annotation, molecular function: magnesium ion binding; ATP binding; ATPase-coupled intramembrane lipid carrier activity. The coding region runs from base 397 to 4902 and encodes 1501 amino acids. Gene Ontology annotation, biological process: intracellular protein transport; post-Golgi vesicle-mediated transport; phospholipid translocation. The record is from RefSeq and is a predicted model, not a curated record.
GCCUCAACCAUUCAUUCCAUGUUUUGCGGUUCUUGAACUUGGUAGUUUACACUCGUUCGUCUCAUGUUCGAAAGUCACUCGCUUUUCCUAUCUUGUAUUUGAUUGAGCCGCUGCCUCCCAGACGCUAGUUUAUACACAGAAUUAAGAGAUACUGCUCUCUGUUCCUUGGCUUGUUUCCGCCUAUCGAUCAAAUCACAGUAGCGACCCAGGAUUCGAGUUCGCGUCACACUUGGGAUCCGAUCUGGGUCCCACUCUUACCAAUUCAUUUGGCGCCUUUCCACUGUCGGCUUAGGUAGGGGAUGACUACACUGCCUCGAGGAAAUUUGUAUGCCUCAAUCGUGAUGCUAUCAUCUGUAUAGGUCGACACUUGGGCAGACGUUGCAAAAGCUAGCGGCAAUGGUUAGCAUCGUCUCCCACAAGGCAAAGGCUCCAAGCAAAGAGUCUCUUGCGACCGACAUUGAGCCCGGGAACCCACCAACAGCACCCAGGCAAGUUGGUGCCAGACAACGCGCAAGCGAUUGGUUCGCCAAAGUCUCCCAAGAGGGGUUAUUCCAUAAACCUCUACCUCCCUCAAAGGAUGGUCGCCAUGUUCCCAUAAGAUUUGCGGGAAGCCAGGACGGCGACAAAGCUACUCAUCUCAUCGAUGAGCGCCGGGGCCAUGGUUACCUCUCCAAUGCGAUCCGAACGUCCCGUUACACCCUGUACGACUUUUUCCCGAAGCAGGUCUGGUUUCAAUUCUCGCGUCUCAGCAACUUUUACUUUCUCUGUGUUGGAAUCCCGCAGACGAUACCAGGAAUUAGCACCACGGGAAAUUUUACUACCAUUCUUCCCCUACUGUUUUUCGUUCUCCUCACUAUAGUCAAAGAGGGCUAUGACGAUUACAAACGUCAUCGUUUGGACAAGGUCGAGAAUGCACGCUGCGCCACCGUUUUGCGGCGGGCGUCAGGGGCUGAUGAGGUGUUGGAAACUCAGCGCCAGUCAGGCUGGCCACUCCCACACUUUCUUGGCAAGCACUUCCAGCAAAAAUCUUGGGAAGACAGGAGGGAACCUGCUGGCGAAGGUUGGGAAUGGAGAACUGUGCAAUGGAGGGACAUCGAAGUUGGCGACGUCUUGAGACUAUCUCGAAAUGAAGAUGUGCCUGCAGACCUGAUACUAGUCCAGGCCGAGAACGAAGAUCACAUUGCGUAUGUGGAAACGAUGGCCUUGGAUGGCGAGACGAAUUUGAAAAGCAAAUCUGUCCCCGCAAACCUGACCAAGCUCGCCAGUAUCUCUGAUAUUGUUCAGUCUGGCCUUGAAAUCGUGGCCGAGGAUCCAAAUCCGGACCUUCACAAUUUCGACGGGCGCCUUACAAUUGCCGGGGAUACUGCUCCUCUAACGAUCAACGAAGUUCUCUACCGAGGAUGUACACUCAGAAACACCCCGGCCGCAGUUGGCGUCGUCAUCAACACGGGCGAGGAGUGCAAAAUCCGAAUGAACGCGAACCGCCAUCCCAAGGCCAAGAAACCCGCACUUGAGAAGACGACCAACCGUAUUGUGCUCACACUAGUUGCGUACGUCUUUUCGUGUACUGCUGGAUGCUCUAUCGGCUAUCUACUCUGGCAACGCUCGACCGAAAACUCUUCUUGGUACCUUCGCGGAGCUGGUGUAGCCGUUCAAGAGAUUGUUGUCGGCUACGCCAUACACUUUAACAACAUCAUUCCUCUCUCGCUAUAUGUUACUCUCGAGCUCACCAAACUCUUUCAGAUGUUGAUGCUCAACGGCGACAUCGAGAUGUACCAUGAAGCAUCAGAUACUCCUGCCAAGUGCAACACGAACACAAUCUUGGAGAACUUGGGCCAAGUCGGAUACGUAUUCUCGGACAAGACAGGGACCUUGACGGAAAACGUUAUGCAGUUCCGCAAGAUGAGCAUCGCAGGAAUCUCGUGGCUACACGAUGCGGGUCUGCAAAAGCCAGAUGGCCUUUCUCCUGUUUCCACUUCAGUCCAAGUCAUCUCUCCUACUUCUUCGAACAGAGAGAUGGCCGUACCAACCGUGGUAAUGUCUCACCAGCCAGAGCGUCGGAGCUUUGUGAUUCCAGAGGAUUCUGAGAUACCAUAUGAUGUCCCGCGGGGUCGCCCACAGGAGACAGAGAUGUUCCCUCGACGGUCAGGACUUUCGGCAACCUCACCGCGCAGGUCUUCGUUGCAGUGGAGAUCUUCUGGCCGACCAGAUCUCGAGCAGCCAGGCUUGUCUUCGGCGGACCUGAUGGAGUACAUCCGCCACAGGCCAAACUCUGCCUUCGCCAGAGCUGCAACUGACUAUCUCCUUGCGCUCGCCCUUUGCCACACUUGUUUACCAGAGUAUAGUGACGACGGCAUUGACUACCAAUCCGCAUCUCCCGAUGAGUUGGCCCUUGUCAGAGCAGCUCAGGAGCUCGGGUACCAAGUGGUCCAGCGAUCAUCACAUUCAGUCACGCUCAGGCUUGGAUCUACAAACGGUGGCGAGGACACUCGGGAAGUUGUUUAUGAGAUACUGGAUGUUGUUGAGUUUAGCAGCAAACGCAAACGCAUGUCCAUCAUCAUCCGCUGCCCUGAUGGGCGUAUACUCCUUAUUUGCAAAGGAGCAGACUCGGUCAUCCUUCCGAGACUAAGGCAGGCGAAUCUUGCGCUGCAAAAGGUCCAAGAGGUCCGACAGAGUGUUGAGGUUGAGAAAGAAGCUUUGAGGCAUAGUGAGGCCCGUGAGCCAAGAAAUAGCUUGGGUGGAAGGCCAAGUCUCGAUCUACGGCGGCACGGUGGAUAUGCUGAUGCGGGAUUAUCUGGCCCCUUCGCCAAGCGUCCUUCUAUGAGCGACAGGAGCAAGUCUUUCGAGGCGCACAGCAGAGCCCGACGCUCAGCCGACCUUGUCCGCCCUUCACUACAGCUGCGGACCAUGUCAUUUGACCUUAAACGCUCGCGGAAUGAUCCUUCAGGGAGUGCAUUACUGUCGGCCCCAGCGCUGACACAGCUCCCCGCCAAAUUUGAAGUCCUUGAGGAUCCGUCAGUGAAUGACGAUGGCGUCGUUUUUACUCGAUGCUUCAAGCACCUGGAUGACUUUGCAUCCGAGGGUUUGCGAACUUUGGUCUAUGCCCAGAAGUUCCUUUCCGAGUCCGAUUACGCCUCGUGGAAGAAGCUGUACUCCGACGCCACGACCAGCCUCGUGGAUCGCCAAGAACGUAUCGAAACGGUCAGCGAGCUCCUUGAACAAAAUCUGGAGCUGGUUGGGGCCACUGCCAUCGAAGACAAGCUGCAAAAGGGCGUCCCCGAAACUAUCGACAAGUUGAGGCGUGCGAAUAUCAAAGUAUGGAUGUUGACCGGCGACAAGCGCGAAACUGCCAUCAACAUUGCGCAUUCAGCACGUAUUUGCAAACCAUAUUCGGACGUUCACAUCUUGGACUCUAGCAAAGGUAAUAUCGAAGGCCAGCUUGCGGGCAUUAUCGAGGAGUUACGUGAACAGAAAAACAGCAACGGCCUUGUGCCAAGCUUUCAGAAUAAUCACAACGUCCUCGUGGUGGAUGGCCAUACCCUUGGCGAGAUGGAGCCAUCUGUACAUCUGUCGGAGCUCUUUUACUCACUCGCGCCGGUUGUUGACAGCGUUAUUUGCUGCCGCGCAUCACCAGCCCAAAAAGCACUCCUCGUACGGGCGGUACGCCAAAAGAUCAUUCAGUCGACACCCUCUGGGAAAAGUGCUACUCGCGGCGAUACUCUCCUCACUCUGUCGAUAGGGGAUGGCGGUAACGAUCUGGCAAUGCUUGCCGAAGCCCACGUCGGAGUGGGUAUUUCGGGCCGCGAGGGGCUGCAGGCGGCCCGUGUUGCCGACUAUAGUAUUGCGCAGUUUCGAUUCCUUGCGCGACUGCUACUCGUCCACGGGCGGUGGAACUACUCGCGUACAGCGCGCUUCGUACUUGCCACGUUUUGGAAGGAAAUGUACUUUUAUACAGGCACAAUUGCCUAUCAGUACUUUGUGGGAUAUACGGGGACAUCGCUCUAUGAGAUGUGGAGCUUGACCGCUCUCAACCUGCUUUUCACAAGCUUGUGCACCAUAUCGCCGGCUCUUUGGGAGCAGGACCUCAGUGCGACCACCCUCCUCGCGGUGCCGGAACUGUAUACUUUUGGACAGCGCAACCUCGGACUGGACGUGACCAAGUACCUGAGCUGGAUGCUUGCUGGCGUUGCCGAGGGUCUGAUCACCUUUUUCAGUUGUUGGGCUAGUGUGGGGGUUUUUGGUCUGACCGGGGACAUUGGAUUGUACGCGAUUGGAAACUUGGCCUUUAGCAUCGCCAUGAUGUGGACGAACUGGAAAUUACUGAUUAUCGAGACGCAUACCAAAAACAUCGUCAUACUGGGAUCUUUCCUCAUCACGGUGGCUGGGUGGUGGGCUUGGCAGGCAUUCCUUUCGGGCUCGUACUCUCCUUCACCAUCACCAUAUGCCGUCCGUGGUGGCCUAACAGAGGGCUUCGGCCGCGAUCUCAGCUGGUGGACCUGCCUGAUCGUCGUGCUGGCCGCCCUCAUCGUUUUCGAAAUGGGUUACAAAGCAGUAAAACGGCAACUCGUCGUCGGCGGGGCGCUGAGGAAAAGACAGCGGAAGGCCAAGAGGGUGCUGGGGAGGAUACUGCAUCGGGUGCUCUGUGGACUCUUUGUCUCGACGGGGGUGGCGGCUGCGGCUGGGAUAAAGACUGGUGAUGCCCAAGCCGACGACCUCAGGCGGCAGGAGGCGCUCGAGAAUGAGGAAGAUCUGGAUCUGGAGCUUUGGCAGGAGCUGGAGCAGGAUCCGGAAGUCAGGGCCAGGUUGGAGGGGCUGUGCUGGGUGGAAGACGAGGAGGAGAACGUGGGUGAUGAUGACGAGGAUAAUGCGGAAGAAGUCCAGGUCGGCCGAACAGGGGCUUGAAUACUGGGCAAUGCUUUUCUGUUUCUUUUUUUGUUUUUUGUUUUUUAUGAUACCCGGGAGGAUCUCUGCUUCUCCUUUCCAACUUAAGCACUCAUGCUGCCGUUAGACUAUGCAUAUAAUGUAAUUAGCGUCGCCUGCACUAUCAUUGUCAUUUUCUUCUAUACAAUACACAUGAGAAACAGAACUAAUGGAUCCAAAACUAUCUGACCUUG